AUAAUCGACCCUGGCCGGCAGCAAAUAUAAUUGCUUGACGGAAAGUUGAAGAACUAGUGAGCGGGACAGCUUGUUGCAAGCAAAAACAGUCACAGUCACUCCUGCAAAACUAUAUAAUGGCUGAGCCGGUCUACCCUAGCCUAGAGGAGGGAGGAAAUAAGCCCAUUGGAUUCGAAGGCAUCAUCGAAUCUACUCCAGAGCCUGAGCGCGUUAGAGUAGAUGACAAGAGACUAACCUCAGGCAGCAAUGCGCCUGCAGCUGAAGAGAUCCAGCUAUUAACAUCUGAAGAGCGAAAGCAAGAAAGAGACACCGAAGACCAAGAUACAGUCUAUUUUAAAGAUGGAGUCAGGAAGAUUGAUAUUUGCUUGACCUACAAGGAUCUCAUUGAUGCAAAGAAAGGCAAAGGGGAUGAAGAAGCAAGGAAGAAGAGUAGUGCAAAGAGAGCCGAUAAGAGGAAGGCUUAUUUCGAGGCCCUUGAACGGAAAGGACUUCAAUUUGAAUACCAGGAUCCUAAAUAUUAUGAUGGUGAAACCUGGUUUGUAAAAGUCCAUGCAACUUUCCCAGCACUUGAGAAAGGAGCUGAAGAUCUUCUCAUCCGAAUGCCAAUACAAGAAGUGGAUCUUCCUCGUAGAGAGAAGUCCUGGUACAGGGACAUCUUUAGUACACUUCACAUUCGUGAUCCUUUUGAGUUUUUUGAUCCUAAAGUACCAAAGCCGUUCCAGCACGCCGACUUCUUUACUGCUCCUUAUGUUGCAAAAAAGAGAGCAAAUUUCCAUGGGUCUGAUGAUGAAGCCAACUUCUUUAGUUCCGCUCAAAGAUCCUUUAUUGUAUGGAAUAUACUGGAGAACACUCAGUAUGGUCCCAAUGAAGAUCAAGUUGGUGUAUCUCGCCUUGUUCAAAACAGCACUUUCACGUCUGCUUUCUUCCUUCAUGAUGGUGACUUCACUAAGAAGAAUCCUGAAGAUGAAAUUGACAAUGAGAGGCAGUUGCUUCACUAUGAGUGGUCACACCCUAAGAACUUUUAUAAGUAUCAACCACUGGAAAACAUACGUCAUUAUUUUGGUGAGAAGAUUGGUCUCUAUUUUGCUUGGGUUGGUUUCUACACCAGUUGGCUUGGCUUUGCCUCCAUUGUUGGUAUAAUUGUUAUGAUUGCUGGACUGUUCACUUUAUCCCUUAACUACAAUGAACUGGCUCGUGAUAUUUGUAAUGAUACCCUUCGUGCUGAAUUCUACAUGUGUCCCCUUUGUGACGAGACUUGUGAUUUCUGGUACUAUCGAUCGGCCUGUGGAUUUGCUCGUGUUUCGUUAUUAUUUGAUUAUGGAGGAACAGUGUUCUUUGCUGCCUUCAUGGCCUGCUACGCUGUGUUGUUUCUCGAGUUUUGGAAGAGGACAGAGAAGCAGUUACAGUAUCAGUGGGACACUCUUGGAUUUGAGGAAGCUGAGCAAAGGGAGAGACCCGAGUUUGUUCAAGCAAUUAAAAAGAAGAUCAAGAACUAUCCAGAAGAGAAGAAGAAGCAGUACAAGAUAAAGAACCCUGUCCUUGAGCGUUACGAAUACAUCCAACCAGCAUUUGACAUUGCCCCUAAGCUAGUGCUAGGUUUUGUGAUCCUCAUUACCAUGGUGAUAGCUGUUUUGGGUGUGGUCUUUGCCGUUCUUAUUUAUCGUCUUGCUGUAUCAACCUCAAUCUACCGUCUUGUUCAGAAUCUACCAGGUGGCCCGAGCGUUGCUGAUUUAACCGUCUCUAUCACAGGAUCUCUGAUCCAGCUCGUGUUUAUUGUGAUCAUGAAUCAAGUAUACGAGAGAUUAGCAACCUGGUUGACAUCAUGGGAAUUGCAUCGUACUACCACCGAGUAUGAGGACUCCUUCACAUUCAAGAUGUAUUUGUUCCAAUUCAUUAACUUUUACACGUCGAUAUUCUACAUUGCAUUCAUCAAGGGAAAAUUCACUGGAUACCCAGGUGGAUAUGACAGGAUUGGAUCACUGCGUUUGGAUGAAUGCUCUGCUUAUGGGUGCCUACUGGAAUUAACUAUACAGCUAGCAAUCAUUUUCCUUGGUAAACAAGUUCUCAAUGAUAUAUCUGAGCUCGGAGUACCUUAUGCUAAGACUAUUCUUAAGAAGGUCAUGAGGUAUCGCAAAGAGAAAGGGAAGGAUACUGAGGAAGAUGACUCGUUUGUGCGCUGGGAAAAGGAUUUUGAACUAAUACCACUCUCUAUACACGGACUGUUCUUUGAAUACCUUGAGCUAGUUAUUCAGUAUGGAUUCGUUACUAUCUUUGUUGCUGCUUUCCCUCUUGCUCCAUUCUUUGCAUGGGUCAACAACGUCAUUGAGAUACGUCUUGACGCUCACAAAUUCAUUCAAGUCUUCCGUCGUCCGCUCGCCGAGAGAGCACAGGACAUUGGACUCUGGUUCCACCUCCUUCGCUUUGUGACUAACCUCAGUGUAGUCACCAAUGCAUUGCUUAUUGCUUUUACCUCACAGUUCAUUGACCGGGAACUGUUUGAUAGGGUUUAUAAGAAUGAACCUGAGUUCAAUAGUGGAAGAGGUGGAUUUGUACGUUGGGCUACUUCUAGCUUUAGUCUGACGGCUCUUCUUCAAUCUGCUACUCCCAAUGGGGACACUAAUUUCCCUGUAUACACUGCACAGUCUUUGCUGGCGUUUGAUGGCGAUGGAAAUGAAGUGACCGUUAAUGGUCAAGAUCAGCUCUAUCUUCCAUUUAUUGAUUUUGAUUGUGUUGCUAGAGAGUCGGAUGGCCGUUUUAACGCUACCAGUGUCGACUUAGACACAUAUAGGACUUUCUAUGAAAAUCGAAUUUUCAGGAAUUUAACUUUGAAUAUAGCUAGUGACAGGACUAAUGAGAACAGUGAGGACUUUACCUCAAACAUAAGAGCCGAUUAUGGAAUUUGUUUUAAUACUUCAGCAACUUGUCGUUUCCGUGGUCAGGUUGAUCCUGAUGGCGAAUUUCCACUGGAAUAUUGGAGACUAAUCACAGUCAAACUAUCAUUCGUUAUAGUCUUUGAACAUUUCAUAUUUAUACUUGGUAUAUUGCUGGAUUGGCUUGUUCCUGAUAUCCCUAAGAGUGUGGAGGAUGAGAUAAGGAGAGAGAAGCUCCUUGCAUCUAAACUAGCCCAGCAGGCCAAGGAAGAGGACGCCAGAGGUGAUCGUGAUAGGACCUACACUGAAGCCUCGCUCUCUGCUGCACCUUGAGUGAUCGAUACAAGGCUAGUGACAUUGAGAAAUUAUUAUUAUUAUUAUUAUUAUUAUUAUUAUUACAAAAAAAAUUAAUUUUUUAUUAGUUGGUUAAUUAACAUAAAUUUUUGUUGAUCUCAGGUUAUUUUGAUCAUUAUUAUUAUUAUUAUUAUUAUUAUUAUUGUGUGCCUGUGUUUCCCUUGAAUUAGUUAUUAGUUAGAGACAGAUA
Amphimedon queenslandica is the source of this 3414-nucleotide messenger RNA. RefSeq names its product anoctamin-7-like. Gene Ontology annotation, cellular component: plasma membrane. The record is from RefSeq and is a predicted model, not a curated record. NCBI's taxonomy places the organism in Eukaryota, Metazoa, Porifera, Demospongiae, Haplosclerida, Niphatidae. Gene Ontology annotation, biological process: chloride transmembrane transport. Gene Ontology annotation, molecular function: protein dimerization activity; chloride channel activity. Bases 117 to 3203 code for a protein of 1028 amino acids. The transcript is spliced from 19 exons.